AUGACAACAAGCGCACCCAGUCAGAGCAUCCGAGGAGACGCGCCCACGUUCGCCUUGGACGGUUGUGACUUCAUAAGGAACAUGAUUUGUGAAUCGGACUUUCUGGGAAUAAUCGGAUACGCUACCUAUUUCGGCCUAUUAGAGUCUUCCGACAUGCAGGAGGAGGACAUCAUUCGGGCUGUUCGUAAUCAUUGGAUGGAAUAUGAUGCUAAUCCAAGCCGUGCAAUACUGGAUGAACUAUUCUCAUUAGAAGUUGAUGAGACCGUCGCGCAAAGUAUCGAUUCUAAGGAUAAGAUCUUCUCCUCCGUCCGGGAUGCGAAUACAGAGAGGCCGGUGACUCGCAGUCAAGUAAAGAAGGAGUCCACCCCGACGGAACUCCUUGUGUUAUCUAUGGAAGCUGAUGAAAUAGCAAAACGAACGAGGGAGGAUCGAAUGGCAAUGAGAGAAAUGGAAAAGGAACUUAUUCAAGCACAACACGCCACGUUCGCUAUUACAUCGGAUGCCGCCAGAGGGUAUAAGCAAAUUCAGGAGAUGCGCAUAAACAAGAUAAAUAAAAUGGAGACGCUUCUGACCGGACAACGAGAAGAAAUGGACAUCCGCACGCACGAGUGGCAGGAGAUAGCGCGGGAGAAAGAUGAUGAGAUCAAGUUGAAGGACACCGCAAUCGAGGAGUUGAAACAAAGGAUGGACAACGUGGCCAACGAGUUUGCUGAUAUGCUGACCGAGACGCUAACGAUAUUGAAGCGGAAGUUAGAUGCCACCAUCGAGGAACUCAGAGAAGAUGAGUUGAAUUACAACGAGUCAAAACGUCGGGAUAAUAAACAUUUCAUCGAGAAACUGAAGGAGUUCAACAUUGAACUAUUUGAAUGA
This is a messenger RNA of Perkinsus marinus ATCC 50983, 870 nucleotides long. RefSeq lists its product as hypothetical. The coding region runs from base 1 to 870 and encodes 289 amino acids. Lineage: Eukaryota; Perkinsozoa; Perkinsida; Perkinsidae. The record is from RefSeq and is a predicted model, not a curated record. The transcript is spliced from 9 exons.